Messenger RNA from Nanorana parkeri, 882 nucleotides. Its product is annotated as V-set domain-containing T-cell activation inhibitor 1-like. Bases 1 to 882 code for a protein of 293 amino acids. NCBI's taxonomy places the organism in Eukaryota, Metazoa, Chordata, Amphibia, Anura, Dicroglossidae. The record is from RefSeq and is a predicted model, not a curated record. The transcript is spliced from 5 exons.
AUGAUUGCCAUCAUCAUCCUCCUUGUGGCCGUCAUCGCUCUGAUCAUCGGUCUCAGCGCCGCAGGUAACAGCACCACCAAUGAUGUGACGACAUCGAACACAGUGGCGCAGAUCUCCGGCAAUGUGAUUCUCGGCUGCAUGUUCACGCCGGACCCCAAAAAGUCCAGCGACGUGCUGUGGGAGAAGGACGGGGUCACCGGCAGCGUCUACAAAUACGAGAACGGGAAGGUCUCCUUGACCAACCAGAACAGCGCCUUCAAGGGACGGACCUCGCUCUUCCUGACUGAGCUGGUGAACGGGAACGCCUCCCUGAAGCUCAGCAAUGUGCCGCUGAACGACGCCGGGACCUACAAAUGCACCAUCACCAAUUCCAAGGGGACGGGAUCCAACAAGCUGAGCCUCAACGUGGGGGCAUUCACCCCCAUCACAGUGACCAACACCACCCCAACCACCCUGCGCUGUGAGUCUCCCAGCUGGUACCCCAAACCGACCGUCACCUGGCUGAACAGCACGUCCCAAGAAGAUCUCACCAACUCCUCCAUCACCAAAUACGUCUCGGGGCUCAGCGUUAUGGUUGAGGUGAUAUCGGACUUCACAGGCGCCGUGGAGGACAUGCAGUACGCCUGCAUCAUAAAAAACAAUUUGGCCCAGGCGCAGGCCCAAGCCAAGUUCACAGUCACAGGUCUGAAGACCGACACGCGCCUGGAUAUCAUCAGCUCAGCCGCCAUUUUGUCUCCCUCCGUUGUCCUCCUAAAUGAUCAUUCACACCGUAAGAGGACUCCGAUGGGAGGACACGAGCUGGACUCUCUCUUCUCUGCAGCUUUGGAAAUAUCUUUCAGGGUCUGGAGAACCUUUUUGUUGGACUUGAACAUUUCCUUCUAA